AACGUACCUUCAAGCUCAAUGCGAUAUCGACGACCCACGCGAGUACCGCAAAUAGACUGGAAGAGUGCCGCUCAAACAGAAUUCAUCUCUGCCACCCGGCAAUAAGCCGAACAAAGGAUGCUGACGAUGCACCGCCCUCCCUUGUUCGAGGAAGAACAAAGACAAGUCCAAACCAUGGUCCGAAUGAGCACUGCAUUGUGUCUUCAGUUUUGUCCAGGCUGCAUGGGAUGUACUGCAAGUGUGGAGUCCAAAGCCGAAGAUGUCUAUCACAUUGCAAAUAAUGGAAGAAAGGGCACAGCUCUCCCUUUGUGCAUCCUCGUAUUCAUUGGGGGUGAGGCUGGUGAGGCUGGUGGUUUGAGUAGGUAGUACAGAGGGUCCUGGUACCAUUACAGAAUUUUCC
This is a messenger RNA of Guyanagaster necrorhizus, 400 nucleotides long. RefSeq lists its product as uncharacterized. The record is from RefSeq and is a predicted model, not a curated record. The transcript has 2 exons. The annotation marks the transcript as partial. Lineage: Eukaryota; Fungi; Basidiomycota; Agaricomycetes; Agaricales; Physalacriaceae.